GUUCGACUGCGUGUCGCCGUGAAGAAACGUCCUUGUUAUUCGUCUUCCAGAAAUGGUGUAUUCUCGUUUUCAGCCAGACACGCAUGUUCAGCUUUGAACUGCUACCUCACUCUGAUUGGUCAACAUGAUCCGUUCAGUAAUGGGAUAAAUUCAGUUGUCCCGCGCUACAAGGGAUAUUCGGCUCACGAUGGAACAGGUCGAUGAUGGAUUUUCCUCGCUCUGCACUGGUACAAUGGGUUCGAUGAAUAGCGGUUCACCUAGUACCCGAUAUGCUGAGGGACAGGUUUCGAAGACUCGUUUGCUGACGAGACUAGCUAAGCUCAGGAAGCGACGUGCGCCCAAUGCAGACCUCUUACGAAAUAGGUCUAAGCCAUCUGGGACAAACGAAAUUGUCGCAGACGAUGGUAGAUUUUCAGUAACCGAGGAAGAGCUCCAGGAUCUACGUUUGAUCAUCAACAGUCGUGAACGGAAACGAAUGCAGGACCUGAACUCAGCAAUGGAUGGACUGCGAUCUGUUCUACCCUACGCCCAUGGUACAUCAGUCCGUAAAUUGUCGAAAAUAGCCACCUUACUUUUGGCCAAGAAUUACAUCUUGCUCUUGUCGGAAAGUUUGCUGGAACUGCAGACGCAACUGAAGAACUGCAAUGUGGAUGCUACCACGAGUAUGUCUACUCGCGUCGCGGAAUCCCAGCUAUGGAACAAUUACGCUCCAACUUACUCUGCUAGACGAUAUAAACCAGAGACGCCGUCUCAUCUCAGUUUUCUCCCAGUCUCCUUAAUUGAACCGGUCGGCCUGACCCCGGAAGUGAGAAAGCAAAAUAUCUCCCCGUGCUCAGUGUCUACGACUACCACUUCCGUGGAGGAUCCGUCAUCACUCGAGCUCACAGAUUCAAUAAACCGAACGCGGCAACUUGCGCUUUAUCCAUCGUCCAUGAACACUAGUUCCCCGCCCACUUUUUUUCCCUCUGUUUCCGAUUUUUUGUGUUGGUCAGUUGCUUUGAGUGGCUUGAACUCACAAUAA
Dicrocoelium dendriticum is the source of this 1021-nucleotide messenger RNA. The record is from the annotation of a GenBank genome assembly. Lineage: Eukaryota; Metazoa; Platyhelminthes; Trematoda; Plagiorchiida; Dicrocoeliidae.